Molecule: messenger RNA, 3708 nt
Organism: Symbiodinium sp. CCMP2592
Lineage: Eukaryota; Dinophyceae; Suessiales; Symbiodiniaceae
Source: the annotation of a GenBank genome assembly
AUGGCUGGCGGCUCUCCGAUCGACCGGCGCUGGCCGCGGCAGGUCGCGCCGGACCUCGAGCGCGAAGCCUCGCGACUCCUGCGCUGGGCCCAAGAGGAGGCCUGGGGAAGCGGCCAGGAGGCGAGCCGAGGCCUGCAGCCGAAUCCUGCGAGCGACGCGCCCCUGCGCCCAAACCCGUCGCCUGCGCAGGGCUCCUCCGUGUUUGGCGGCCCGCAGGAAGACCCGUGGGAGGCGAUCCUGGCCACUGGCGAUGAGAACUUUGUAGAGGUGCCGACGGUGCUCUUGGAGCGCCUGCGAAGGGCCGGGGAGGCACAGCUAGCCGAGAUAGCAGAGCUUCGUGGGCAGCUUGCGCAGCUGCCCUAUGUGGAGGACGAGAUCCAUCAGAUGGAGCAGGAACUCGCUGAACUGCAAACGACGAUCGUGGUGAACACGAACGAGAUCGAGCUGCGAAACAUGGAGGCCGAGUCCAUAGGCCUCGAGGCCGCUCGCUUGGAGGCGACCAAGGUGGAGAGAAAGGCUCGCCUGGAGUCCCUGAAUGCCCAGGCCGGCGAGAUCGAGUUCUGGCUUGACGCCGCAGGGCACGCUCCCGUCGGUCCCGAGGUGCGGUGCCUGGGAUACAAGGUGAUGACCAGGUUGCAAUCCGACGCACAUCGGUCGGAGCUGGCGGAUUUCUUCCAUCGCCUGGACCCGGCAGGUCCGGCAGGCGGCCGUCUCUUCACAGAGGCGGAGGUGCAGGCUGCAGCGGCCAAUCCGAAAAGCGGCUUGCCGAGGGCAGUGCGAGGGCAGCUCCUAGAUGUACUGCGUGCCUCCGGCGCCGAAGCUGGCCCUCGACCCGCUGCAGAGCCGGAGACGUCGGUGCCUGCAGUUGGAAAGCCUGGAGAGGACAGCGUCCCAGCCGUGGCAGCAGCCACUGCCUCACCCGAUGAUGCCGAGCAGAGUGAUCACUCCAAUCCGGAGGGGUCAUUCACGCUGCCGGAGUGGAGGGACUUCUUCCGUGAAGAAGGCUCAUUCAGCACGGAGGAGUGGAUGGAGGUGACUGGCGCCCUCGCCGACCUCACCUGGUCUAGCCAGAAGAUGACCCUUGUGCAGCUGAGGAGCGCCCUCAGCGCGGAGUCCAACAUGAAGCCUGCUCUGAAGGCCAAGGUGUUAGAGCUUCUGGCCGAUGAGAGCGGUGAGGACAAGGAGACGGCGGAGAAGGAGUCGGAGGACGCAGAAGAAGACGACGGCUUUACAAAAGAAGAGUGGAUGGAGUUCUUCAAGGAAGACGGGGACAUCAACAAAGAGGAGCUAAAGGUCCUUGAUGGGCUCCUUGAGAAGAUGGAUGUCUCCGGCGACGGCCGAGUCUCUUCGGAUGAGAUCAAGGCGGCGCUGGCGCGCAAAGAUUUGGAAAUGCCAGAGGCGAUCCGCUCCAAGCUUGUGGAGUUCAUGAAGGACGUAGUGAAGUUGGCUGGAGAUAGUGCGCAGUUGCUCGUGGCCGUGAUCCAGGUCAAGGUGGAGAUCGUGUGCCGAUCAGAGCCGACGGAAGCUGAUGUCUCUGAGGAGGCACCACACCAGCAUGGCGGAGUGCGAGCGGCUGCAAGCUUGUUCCUGCGCAUCGGCAUGGAGUGGUCAGCAGCUCAGACGGUAUCUCCGGCGGCCGGUCCCUCUGACGCCCUGGCGGUGGACAUCGAGGCACUCGGCCAGGCACUUCAGGUCGUCGAGCAGAAGAACUUGGAGUACAUGAACAGGAUCCACAAACAGGAAACCCGUGAGCAGCAGCUCAAGGGCGAGAACUCCACGCUGCAGGAGGAGGUGGAAUCCAUCCGCUCCGAGAUAGACGCUUUGCGGAAGCAGCUGGAGGGUGACGAAGAGAGUCGGACGCAUUUCGAACGAGCUCGAAGCCAAUUGGAGAUGACCAUCGAGUCCCUCGAGGUUCAGGUGGACACUCUGAAGAAGGCGUUGAGCACUGCCGAGCGUGCCAACGAGCAGCUGCAGGACGAGAACCGAACCACCGCAGAUAGGUGUCGCGAGACGGCCGACAAGGUCUAUGCUCUGAUGGACUCCUUGCGGCUGAACCAGGUGGAGCUGAAGAAGCUGGAGGCGGAGAACGCCUCCAGGGACAAGAAGCUCUUGGCCCUGGAGCGGCAGACGCAGAACCUGCAGGCAAAGAUCACCAUGGAGAUCGAUGCCAAGGUCUUAGCCGAGCAGGAGCGCAAGGAAGCCGAGCAAGAGGCGGUGGUGCUGAAAAAGAAGAACAAGAAGAUAGAGGACAACGUGACUGUGUCCCAGGGAGCCCAGGAGAAGGCAGAGAAAGAGAUCUCCGAGCUGAAUGACCGCGUAGGUCAGCUGCAGACUCAGAACGCCUACCUGGCCAGUCGAAUCGACGGCCAGGAAGAGGAGAAAUCUUCUCUUAAGGUGGAGAUCAGGAAAGUCGCUGACAAAGCCAGCGAGCUUUCUGGUGAGAACAGCAGGUUACGAGAUGAGAUCGAUUCGUUUGAGGAGAAGGCCGCCACAACCGUCAAUGACACCGAAGCCUUCAAGAAGGAGCUGGAGUACAUCAAGCGCGAGGAUGUGCUCGACGAAGCUGGAAGGCAGCGGCCCAUCCUCAUCCAAUCGACGGAGUCAGACCUCCUAGAGAAGCUGCAGGUGAAUGAGUUCCUCUACGAAGCGCAGCAGGCACGGAAUCCGGUGCCGCCCAUGAUCGAGAAGAUCGCACAGCUCUUGGCGAUGCUUCACGAAGGGCAGCAGCGAAGCGAUGCCUACCUUGGGGACCUCUCGAAGUCGAACGCGCUGGUGUCCGCCAUGCGCCAGAGGAAUAUGUCUCUCUUCGGCCGGACGCAGAUGUUUGAGUCCUUCAAGUCGAGGGCCCUCAUGAGGUAUGUCAUGAACAUGAUCGAGGGCGAGCGAAUACAUGAUCUCCACCUAGACGGUCUCAGUUUCGGCCUGAGAGAGAUCAAAGAGAUGCUCGGCCUCUUCACGCGCUACGAGUGCUUCGAGCAGGUCUAUGUCCUUAGCCUGAUCGACAACGGCCUCGAUGAUGACUGCGUGAAUACCCUGCUGCAGGUGAUUUUCCAGUUGCCCUACAUGCGCUCCUUUGACCUUCGAAGGAACUGCUUCACAACCGAUGGCAUCAAGAGAAUCGAGGAGCAGCUGCGUGACAUGGACGGAGUGACCGCCGUCAUAAAGACUGUCGAGGGGGCCAUCAACGUCCAUAGUGGCAAUCAGCUUCGCAUGUCGCUGGAUGUCAGUGAGCAGUUGGCGAAAGAGCAGCUGGCGAAGGAUGUUGACUUCACGGUGGAUCAGACGCUGAGCCACGCGGAGGCGGAUCCCUUCCUGGAGACUGCUGCCUCCAGGUCUGAGCACCUUUGGACCAAGACGGCGGCUGCGGCCGGCGGUGCCACACAGCGGCCUCCACAGAAGGCCGUUCCAGAUGUGUCCUCUGUGCCGCUGGAAAAGCCCACAGCUGCCCCGGCGGCGCCCGCGGUGGGCGGCCCCCCCGUCGGCCUCGGCGGGCCGGGCAACCUCGCGGCGCUGAAUAAGAAGAUGAACAAGUCGAAGACUUCGAAUUCAUUGCCCGAUCCCAAGAAGAGAGCGAAGGGCCGCGCGAAGGCGGGGCCAGGGCUGGUCGGUCGGAAACCUGGACUCGACUCCUCGGAUACCCCAGAGGAUGAGUUCCUCCACCUCCGCACCGAGCCUCGAGUCGCGGCCGGCCUCUGCGGGGACGCGUAG